AAGUCGAUAAGGAGAGACGAGCAGGGUGGACGCCCUGCCAGAGCUCUGUGUUUCACAGCCGAGCCUGCGCUCUCUCAGACACACCUGUUGGCCGUUUGAGGAAGGCGCUCUGAUACGGUGGGAGGGGAGGGUGUGGCCAGAGAGACAGAGAUCCGAAAAUUCCUUACUUCCUUCUUCUCAGUUGUGAGCCCUGGCUUUGCUGAGGUACGGUGUGCUCGGGUGACCCGGAGGGAGAGAGGCUGGAUCUGCUGGGAUACGGACUCCAGAAAACCAAACACGACACACGGAAGCAGGAGGAACAGAGAAGUUCUAGAGAGAGAGAGAGAGAGAGAGAGAGAGAGAGAGCGACAGACAGAGAGAGAGACCGUUGAGAGUGGCGUGACUGUACCCGUAAGAUUCAAAGAUCGAUUGAAAGAGGAAAAGAGAGCGAGAGGGAAACUGAAAAAGUGCCCCGAGAGCGAGGGAGAAAGAGAAAGAGAAAGAGCUGUGCGAGAACUGAGUAAGAGCCAGUCGGGCCUUGAAGUCGGAUCGCGAUCGCCAUGGUCACCCUGGACGUGCACACGCUGACGGUGCCGGUGGGCGUGGUGCGGAUGCUGGAGGUGCUGCUGUCCUGCGUGUCCUUCAGCGUGGCGGCGUCCGCGGGCCACGACGGCAGCUCGUACUGGGCCUGGUGCAUGUUCACCUGGUGCUUCUGCUGCUUCACCACCCUGCUGAUCCUGGUGCUGGAGCUGACCCGCCUCAGCGCCAGGGUGCCCAUCUCCUGGGACGACUUCACCACCGCCUUCGCCAUGCUGGCCACCCUGAUGGUGCUGGCCGCCUCCGUCAUCUACCCCAACUUCUUCGCCCGCACCGCCCUCCCGCGGCCCAUCGCCGCCACCGCCAUGUCCUGCCUGUGCUUCGUGGCGUACGCGGUGGAGGUGGGCCUCACCCGCGCGAAGCCCGGCGAGGUCAGCGGCUUCCUGUCCACCGUGCCGGGCCUGCUGAAGGUGCUGGAGGCCUUCGUGGCCUGCAUCAUCUUCAUCUCGCUGGACUCCGGUUUCUACCCGAGAUUCGGCGGGCUGCAGUGGUGCGUCGCGGUCUACUCCCUGUGCUUCAUCUUCGCCCUCCUCAUCAUCCUGUUCACCAUCUGCCGACUGCUCGCCCUGUUCCCCUUCUCCUUCGACAAGGUGCUCACCGGGUACAACGUCCUGGCCGUCCUGAUGUACAUGACCGCCGUGGUCGUCUGGCCGCUCUACGCCUUCCAGAACAACCCGCGGCCCAGUCCCUGCAGGCAAUGCCCCUGGGACGGGCUGUUGGUGGUGUCCUUCAUGACCUGCGUCAACCUGGUGGUCUACAUCGUGGACACGGUCUACUCCGUGCGCCUGGUGUUCUUCAUCUCGCCCGUUUAGCAACCCCCCCCCCCCAAACCUGUGACCCUAACCCUGCCCCCCUCCACGUCUGCUCGGCUGCGAUUGGCUGACGGACGGUCUCUGCGGGACUGGACAGCGUGUCUGCAUGACGGUUUUGUGUCGGACUCACUGAGCUGGUGACGUGACUUGUAACUUUUUUAUACAGAGCACACAGUGUUCAGUGUAACUCCACUGUAUGCGGAGAAUAUUUGCAGACAUGGAUGCUUUAUACCUUGUUAUAAUGGAGUAUCUUUUGCGAAUGAUUUUGUUCAUAUUAUCUAUGCCACCAUGUUGUAUUUCUGAUGAUUAUUAAUAUUAAUUAAUAUAAUAGCACAGUUGAUUUGGCAUUGACGUAGAUCCAUGUUUAUAUUAAAUUAGGAUUUUUUUGUUGCCUAUAUCCUCUUCUCUCUGAAUGCUUGUUCAGUCUGACCUUCUCCUGUGUCAGUGCUUACAAACCACAUAGAAUUAAAACCAAAAGUCCUGCACUGUA
This is a messenger RNA of Anguilla rostrata (American eel), 1878 nucleotides long. Its product is annotated as myeloid-associated differentiation marker homolog. The coding region runs from base 540 to 1388 and encodes 282 amino acids. The record is from RefSeq and is a predicted model, not a curated record. Lineage: Eukaryota; Metazoa; Chordata; Actinopteri; Anguilliformes; Anguillidae. Gene Ontology annotation, cellular component: membrane. The transcript has a single exon.